Molecule: messenger RNA, 730 nt
Organism: Scatophagus argus
Lineage: Eukaryota; Metazoa; Chordata; Actinopteri; Scatophagidae
Product: leucine-rich repeat-containing protein 51-like
Exons: 4
Coding region: 82-642 (186 amino acids)
Molecular function (GO): protein binding
Source: RefSeq, a predicted model, not a curated record
GUUUGUUUGGACCUAAAUGUUUGUGUUUAAAACUGAAGUUCAGUGGUCGUUUCAUCUGAACAAUUUUCGCUGUUACUGGAGAUGUGUGACGACUUGAACAUGUCUGGCCCUCCAGUGGAUCUGUCAUUUAAAAACAUCAGCCAUGUUACAGGUGCUUUGCCUGAAGUACCCCGAAUUGGACUGCGGCCUUUAAACACAAACACAAAGAAUAAGUACCUGAGCCGCUCUUUGCGUCUCAGCAACAACAGCAUCACUGACCUCAUUGGCCUCCAGUGCAUCCUGGGCCAUUUUCUGGCUCAGCCAUCGAAGCUCGGCUGGCUGGACCUGUCCUACAACAAAAUCACCUGCAUAGACCCAGUUUUGUGUGAGCUACAUGAAUUGCGUGUAUUGUACCUUCAUGGCAACAGCAUCUGGAAACUGUCAGAGGUAAACAAGCUGGGAAAGCUGGAGUAUCUGCACACGAUCACACUGCAUGGAAAUGCCAUAGAAGACAACAAAGGCUACAGGAAUCAUGUGAUUUCUGUCCUGCCUCAGUUGAAGAAGAUGGAUUUUAGUUCAGUGACAUGCCAGGAGCGAGUCUUGGCAAACGUUAGGCGUCACUACACUAACCCUGGAAAAAACACCAAGAAGAGCCUCCAGUGACUGCUACCAGUUCAUUAAGUCAUUAAUUUGAUCCAUCAAUUGUCAACCCACUGUUAAAACUACCUUGAAAUUAAAUGUCUUUCCUCAA